GGGACAGGGGCAGGGAGGCUCCGGCCAGUCCCGGCAGCCAGGGACAGAUGCCGAUCGAGAUUGUGUGCAAAAUCAAAUUUGCAGAGGAGGAUGCGAAACCCAAGGAGAAGGAGGCAGGGGAUGAGCAGAGCCUCCUGGGGGCUGCACGGGGGGAAGCAGCCCCCCGGGACCUGGCCACCUUUGCCAGCACCAGCACUCUGCACGGGCUGGGCCGGGCCUGUGGCCCAGGCCCCCACGGACUGCGCAGAACGCUGUGGGCACUGGCCCUACUCACCUCGCUGGCUGCCUUCCUGUACCAGGCGGCCAGCCUGGCCCGGGGCUACCUGACCCGGCCGCACCUGGUGGCAAUGGACCCCGCUGCCCCAGCCCCGGUGGCGGGCUUCCCGGCUGUCACCCUCUGCAACAUCAACCGUUUUCGGCAUUCGGCACUCAGCGAUGCCGACAUCUUCCACCUGGCCAAUCUGACAGGGCUGCCCCCCAAAGACCGGGACGGGCACCGUGCCGCCGGCCUGCGCUACCCGGAGCCGGACAUGGUAGACAUCCUCAACCGCACUGGCCACCAGCUUGCCGACAUGCUCAAGAGCUGCAACUUCAGUGGGCACCACUGCUCCGCCAGCAACUUCUCCGUGGUCUAUACUCGCUAUGGGAAGUGUUAUACUUUCAACGCGGAUCCGCAGAGCUCACUUCCCAGCCGGGCGGGGGGCAUGGGCAGUGGCCUGGAGAUCAUGCUGGACAUCCAGCAGGAAGAGUACCUGCCCAUCUGGAGAGAGACAAACGAGACGUCAUUUGAGGCCGGCAUCCGGGUGCAGAUCCACAGCCAGGAGGAGCCACCCUACAUCCACCAGCUGGGCUUCGGCGUGUCCCCAGGCUUCCAGACCUUUGUGUCCUGCCAGGAACAGCGACUGACCUACCUGCCCCAGCCCUGGGGCAACUGCCGGGUGGAGAGCGGGCUCGGGGAGCCGGAGCUGCAGGGCUACUCGGCCUACAGCGUGUCUGCCUGCCGGCUGCGCUGUGAGAAAGAGGCUGUGCUUCAGCGCUGCCACUGCCGGAUGGUGCACAUGCCAGGCAAUGAGACCAUCUGCCCGCCAAAUAUCUACAUUGAGUGUGCUGACCACACACUGGACUCCCUGGGUGGGGGCUCCGAGGGCCCGUGUUUCUGCCCUACCCCCUGCAACCUGACCCGCUACGGGAAAGAAAUCUCCAUGGUCAGGAUCCCCAACAGGGGCUCAGCCCGGUACCUAGCAAGGAAGUACAACCGCAACGAGACCUACAUACGGGAGAACUUCCUGGUCCUAGAUGUCUUUUUUGAAGCCCUGACCUCGGAGGCAAUGGAGCAGCGAGCAGCCUAUGGCCUGUCAGCCCUGCUGGGAGACCUCGGGGGACAGAUGGGCCUGUUCAUGGGGGCCAGCAUCCUCACGCUGCUGGAGAUCCUCGACUACAUCUAUGAGGUGUCCUGGGACCGACUGAAACGGGUGUGGCGUCGUCCCAAGACCCCCCUGCGGACCUCCACUGGGGGCAUCUCCACGUUGGGGCUGCAGGAGCUGAAGGAGCAGAGUCCCUGCCCGAGCCGGGGCCGCGCUGAGGGUGGGGGAGCCAGCAGCCUGCUCCCCAACCACCACCACCCGCAUGGCCCCCCAGGAGGCCUCUUUGAAGACUUCGCUUGCUAGGAUGGUGCUGUGUCUGAAAGGACCCGGAAGUCUGGGACCCCUCCCUGGAUCCCCAACAUAGUCUCCUCUUGAUCCUGGGACAGAAGAUCUGGGGCAGCCCACAGCUGAG
Molecule: messenger RNA, 1776 nt
Organism: Diceros bicornis minor
Lineage: Eukaryota; Metazoa; Chordata; Mammalia; Perissodactyla; Rhinocerotidae
Gene: ASIC4
Product: acid sensing ion channel subunit family member 4
Biological process (GO): sodium ion transmembrane transport
Cellular component (GO): membrane
Molecular function (GO): ligand-gated sodium channel activity
Source: RefSeq, a predicted model, not a curated record